UCGUCGUCUCUCUGGGCUUCGGAAGUGCGGCAGACGACAGCGCGGUGCUCAUCGCAGUUUGUUCUCACUCGCGUUUUUCAUCUGUUCCCCGUUUGGUUGUUGCAUGGCGAGGCGAGUUUUUCUUGGCGUUUGAAAACCUUUCCGCGAAGGACCAGUGUGUGAGCAAAGGAAUUUUCCCGAGUUCCGCAGAGAAUCGGUCGUUCCCUGGUGCUUCCGUCCACCGGCUAGCGAGUCGGAGUUUCCGUGUGUUCAGGCCGUACAUUUUCCAUCGAUAAGGUGUACAGUUCCGUUCCUAGCUAAUUGAUUAAGAAAAACUAGCCAACACAAUGACUGGAACCGAAAACAAUGCCUCGAAGGCUGUCGUGCCUGUAUCCGACGCCCUAGACCAGAUGGCAGAGUACCUAGAAGAUCCGGCAUACAUGUGCUCGGCGUCGCGUCGGAUGAUGAUGAAGGAAGUUAUCAAGACAUUGCCCGGUGACGUUCAGCCGAAGAUCAACGCCCUGAAGCAUCUGCAGAAGAAGUAUUUGAGCCUGGAAGCAAAAUUCUUCGAGGAGGUUUACGCUCUGGAAUGCAAAUAUCAGGCACUGUACCAGCCACUGGUGGAUCGCCGAAAGGCCAUCAUUGCCGGGGAAGCCGAAUUGGCAGCUGGUGAAGCGGAAUGGAAAGAUGAGAGCGACGACGAGGAAAAGGAUGUCGACUCUGAACUGACGGAACAGUUCAAGCGUAUGGCUCUGAACUAUAAAAACCAACACUCGAAGGUGAUCGAAGAGUCAAAGGGAAUUCCUGCCUUCUGGUUGACCGUGUUCAAGAACACGCAGACCAUGGCUGAUAUGAUCCAACCGCACGAUGAACCGUUAUUGGAACAUUUAACCAACGUAAACAUCGUGUAUAAGACGGAUCCGAUGAGUUAUGUGCUGGAGUUCCACUUUUCGCCGAACACUUACUUCAAGGACGCGGUUUUGACCAAGACAUACUUCAUGCGGUGCCAAGUGGAUGAAGAAGAACCUUUCAGCUUUGAAGGUCCUGAAAUCUUCAAGUGCACCGGCUGCUCGAUUCAGUGGAAUCCUAGCAAGAACGUGACGGUCAAAACGGUCAAGAAACAACAAAAACACAAACACCGCGGAGUGAUUCGCACUCUGACCAAGACGCUUCCAAACGACUCCUUCUUCAACUUUUUCAAUCCGCCUCAGGUGCAGGACGACGACAAAGACGUUGACGAUGCGACCCAGAUGUUGCUGGCGUCGGACUUCGAGAUUGGUCAUUUCUUGCGAGCUCGUAUCAUCCCGAAGGCCAUCCUGUACUACACCGGCGAGGUGAUGGACGAAGACGAUGACGGCGAGGAAGAGGAGGAGGAGGAAGAAGAGGAUGAGGAAGGAAUGAGUGAAGAGGAGGAAGAGGAAGAGGAGGAGGAGGAAGAAGAAGAGGAAGAGCGACCGGUGGCGAAAAGCCGGAAAGGAGGACGUGGCGGCGGUGGUGGUAAGAAGUCCGCCCGUAAGCCGCAAAAUCAGGCCGAAUGCCAACAACAGUAAAGAAGAGUUUAAUUCAUUGUGUAAUCUUAUUAUUUUUUGUAUUCGCUUAUUUGGAAUAAUAUGUUUCAAUUGUCGUAAACUCAAUGUCACACAUACAACACACGCCUAUACUCCACAAUGCGCGUACACACAAAUAUAAAAAUGCAUUAUGAUGAUCAACAUUCGCAUUCAGAAUAUUACGGAUAUAUCGUAUCGCUGAAAUAAGAGAAUGAAAAUUUACGGAUAUCUGUCCUGAGAGUUCUGUCCCUAAUUGUUAAAAAAUAUACCGUUUUGUUAGUAAAGCAUGCACCCAAUAAUGCAAACCGUCAUAGUGCGGUUAUCAAAGCGAUGUCCUCUGGUUAUCAUGAUUCCCAUGAUUCCGUAAGUGACGUAUAGACCAUUCACGUAGUUUAUGUAAUUGUUGUGAUUUUGACACAAUACGAGCUUAACGAGGUAGCUCAACGAUUGUAACAUCAAUCCACACGUUGCAUUUUUAGUGUUUACGGUUUGAAAUACUUUAAACAUGCGAUGUUUGUCCUUAAAUCAUCACAUACCUAUACGUUACCUAUGAAAUCAUGGGUAGUACAUCUAACUACACAUUAAAAGUUCCGUUUACACGUAGGCGUAAGGCUGUAACAACUAACUUUUGAAACACUGAAUUUUAAAUCUCCCAGUAAAUCUAUGGAUAGAAUAUAAAAAACCUUCGACCAGUUUCCUUUAUUAUGCCCUAAGAUAAUUAUUUUUUUCUAAUAAAACCAUUCAAGUACUCGUA
Messenger RNA from Armigeres subalbatus, 2280 nucleotides. RefSeq names its product nucleosome assembly protein 1-like 4 (gene Nap1). The coding region runs from base 327 to 1529 and encodes 400 amino acids. Gene Ontology annotation, molecular function: chromatin binding; histone binding. The transcript has 3 exons. NCBI's taxonomy places the organism in Eukaryota, Metazoa, Arthropoda, Insecta, Diptera, Culicidae. Gene Ontology annotation, cellular component: nucleus; chromatin. Gene Ontology annotation, biological process: nucleosome assembly. The record is from RefSeq and is a predicted model, not a curated record.